CCAAAUUCUAAAGAUGCUGUCGAUAUUACGGAAAGCACGAUUAAAGGAUAAGGAGAUGAGGAUCUUGAUGUUGGGUCUCGACAAUGCAGGAAAGACCACCAUAGUGAAGAAGAUCAUGAACGAGGAUGUCAACAGCGUCAGUCCCACACUUGGAUUCAUCAUAAAAACGAUCGAAUACGAUGGUUAUAAAUUGAACAUAUGGGAUGUCGGCGGACAGAAGACGCUCAGGACGUACUGGAAGAACUACUUCGAAAAGACGGAUACGCUGAUCUGGGUGGUUGAUGCGACAGAUCGAGAGCGCCUCGAUGAUUGCCGCCAGGAGCUAGCUGGUCUACUGCUGGAAGAGCGCCUGAUGGGAGCUAGUCUCCUCGUGUUCAAGAAUAAAAGCGAUGUCGCGAGUGCGAUGACCGAAGACGAAGUUCGAGAGGGACUCGGGUUGGACUCGAUCAAGACGCACAGGUGGACCAUCAUGGCGUGCAGUGCCAUGACAGGGCUGAGCCUGCAAGAGGGACUCGAAUGGGUAGUGCAGGAUGCAAAGGCACGACUUUUCCUGUACUGAGGGGAGAUAUAAAAUGAUAUGAGCGUGGGAUAUCUCUUCUAUAGUUCAUGAGGAGAGGGUGUAUACACAGUAAUAAUACAUUAAUGUGGACAUGAGA
This is a messenger RNA of Aaosphaeria arxii CBS 175.79, 656 nucleotides long. RefSeq names its product ADP-ribosylation factor. Gene Ontology annotation, cellular component: cytoplasm; microtubule cytoskeleton. Gene Ontology annotation, molecular function: GTPase activity; GTP binding. The record is from RefSeq and is a predicted model, not a curated record. Bases 14 to 559 code for a protein of 181 amino acids. Lineage: Eukaryota; Fungi; Ascomycota; Dothideomycetes; Pleosporales. Gene Ontology annotation, biological process: protein folding. The transcript is spliced from 6 exons.